GCUGGCUGAUGAAUCCAUUCACUGGGGACAACUAUUCUCAUUUCAGAUGUCGAUAUUUUAAAGUGGAGCGUAAUGACAGCAGGACAUAUCUUCACGGGGUUUUUAAGGCAUGAUCAGCUGCUUUCUAAUUAUAGUUGUGUUCUAACUUUUGGCAACCUCUCUGAUGGAGCUGGAAUGCUCCCCCACCCCCCAGUAAAGGUUGGAAUGGAGCAGGCCCUGGGAUUGGAGCGAGCUGAGUUAAAGGCUGCACAGCAGCUGGAGUCGCCUCCGGUACUGUACUCCCAGUUAUUUCCGUCCAGCCAGUUAACAGUGCAACUUAGUGGAUAAAGCAGAUUCAUAAUUGUCCUCCCAUGAAGAGAGGUCAGGAAAUGGCACCGACGAAGACACAUGAAGAUGUUCCAAUCUGCUGCUGGGGCAACGAUGUCAAUCGGGAUUGAAGCAAAAUCAAAAGCAGACAGAAAACGGCCGGCCACCAGUAAGAGUCUCGGACACCAGUUCAAACAAACUCUGAACAUUGCUUACUAGCAUAACCAGAUUGGUUAAUAGGAAGCUCCAAAACGGAGAAUGUUUUUUCCCCCCGCUGCUCUAAAUGCCAUCUAAUGACUCCAUAUCAGGGGUAAACUGGGUUUUCCUCGGAAUCAAGGUGACACACAUGGUAAAAUAAGAUUGGCACCAAUUGUAUUUUUGAGAUAAACUCGUAAUCCUCCGCUUGAAGCAGGCAGUUCUGCAAUACAGGAGUGCGGCUGGUGACUAAGAAUCAAUCUGGCUCAUUGAUAGGAUCUGGAGAUGAAGGCAGCAGUGAAUCUCCCCACUCGGUUGCAGACAGCAAUGUAAUGCAAUAGCCCAACAGAUAUGGGUUCUUAGCUUGAUAAGAAGCCAGAAGCUUAAUAGAAUUCUGAUCUGUUUCCAUUCUCACCUUGCCACUGACACCCACAUCCCAUCAACAAACUUUAAAAAAAGUACUGUACUGUUUCCAAGGCCAGUAUAUUUUUUUAAGGCUUAGUGGCCAAAACUGGAUACAGUGCUUGUAAUGGUACUGGACCAACGUUCCUGUACAGCAUAUUUUCUGAUACCAGCAACAAAAGCUUGAGCUGUGCUUGAAGAUCACAUUUCCAUUAGGCAUAUCCAGUAUUUAACCGGGGAGAUCAGUAAAAGAGGUGGUGUGGCUUUACAGCGAGUUUCUAUCUUUCAGCAAUGGACUCCAUCGCCAUCAUGAGGAAUGCAAAAGAUGCUAGUGAGACCUUCUUACCAAAUGGCAUGAGCAGCUUUAAGGAAGCACCCAAGUCUGCUAUAGGGAUUUUAGGAAGUGGAGAUUUUGCAAAAUCAUUGGCGAUCAGAUUUAUCAGAUCUGGCUACUCUGUUGUAAUAGGGAGCAGAAACCCCAAACGAGCUGUUGGGUUCUUCCCUCCUCUUGUUGAUAUCGUGCAUCAGGAAGAUGCUGUUAUGAAAACCAAUCUCAUAUUUGUUGCUAUGCAUCGAGAGCACUAUACUUCCUUGUGGGACCUCAAGCACUUAAUGGUAGGCAAAAUCCUUGUGGAUGUGAGUAACAAUGUGCGAAUAAACCAGUACCCAGAAGCCAAUGCAGAGUAUCUUGCUUCACUAUUCCCAGAUUCCACGGUGGUAAAAGGCUUUAAUGUAAUAUCUGCCUGGUCGUUGCAAUUUGGUCCAAAAGAUGGUAACCGACAGAUAUACAUAUGCAGCAAUGUGGUGGAAGCCCGACAACAGAUAAUCGAACUUGCUCGGCAGCUGGACUUUAUCCCAGUUGACAUGGGAGCGUUGGCUUCAGCGAAAGAGAUAGAAAACAUGCCCCUGCAUCUCUUUACCCUCUGGAAAGGCCCUGUGCUUGUGGCAAUUGGCUUAUCCAUAUUCUUCUAUAUAUAUUCAUUCAUCCGAGACAUUGUUCACCCCUAUGUGAAGAACAGACAGAGUGACUUCUAUAAAAUUCCAAUUGAAAUUGUGAACAAAACCUUGCCUGUAGUUGCUAUUACCCUCUUGUCGCUCGUGUACCUAGCAGGAUUGCUGGCGUCUGCUUUUCAGCUGAAUUCUGGAACUAAAUAUCGCCGAUUUCCUGCCUGGCUGGAACAUUGGCUGCAGUGUCGCAAACAGCUGGGGCUUUUGAGUUUCUUUUUUGCCUCUGUUCACACUGUGUACAGUCUCUGCCUUCCAAUGCGACGCUCAGAACGCUACUUCUUCCUCAACAUGGCCUAUCAGCAGGUUCACAUCAACAUUGAAAAUUCCUGGAAUGAGGAGGAGGUGUGGAGAAUGGAAAUGUAUAUCUCCUUUGGAAUUAUGAGUCUGGGUCUGCUCUCAUUGCUAGCAGUUACAUCAAUCCCUUCAGUCAGCAGUUCUCUGAAUUGGAGAGAGUUCAGCUUUAUUCAUUCUACACUUGGCUAUGUGGCUCUCCUUAUCAGCAGCUUCCAUGUUCUGAUUUAUGGAUGGAAAAGAGCCUUUGAGGAGCAGUACUACAGGUUUUACAUGCCACCAAACUUUGUACUAGCUCUUAUUCUGCCUUUCACAGUCAUCCUUGGGAAACUUAUUUUGUGGCUUCCAUGUAUCAAUAGAAGAUUGAGAAAGAUACGCAAGGGUUGGGAGAAGAACCACUUCACAAAUGAUACUUCAACAACAGUGCUUCAAGCAUCUCCAGAAAGAGUUACCGUUAUGUGACAUUUUACCAAAAUUUGAUUCCCAUUAAAGCCAUUUAACUUUAUGAAGUGAAAACUGCUGUGUCAAGUUUGUUUAAAUAUGUUGUAAAUUAUUGGCAAAUCAACUUAGAAACUCCAGCUGUAUUUCUUUGCCUGAUGUCUCAUGAUGGAGUAUAUAUUGUGUCUAGUAGUGAAUAGUGUGUGAGAAUCCAUGGUUAUCUCACCAGGUGAACUCAGUUUAAGAGUAGCAGGUUAUGACUUCAAUCCUCUGUUUAUAUUAUACCAAAUUUGAAAUUGAACACAUUAAAUGAAUUCAGUUUGUAAAUGAUCUAAUGCAGUGAUUAAAAAUGGUAAACGUUUUAGGACUGUGUUGUAUAGGUCCUGUCAGGAGAAUCUGUUCAAUGAUUUUACUUCCUGUUCUGUUGCUUUUCUGUUCUCUCCCUAACAUUGCCAAGAAUACUCUUGGGAAUCUGGACUCCAAGUACCAUGCAAUCCUAACAUGUACUUAAUUGUAAAAUAACUUAAAUUAUUCAAUAAACAUGACUUUUAAAGUUGCUGAGAAAAAUGGAUCCUGUUCAGGACACAAUUAUGGUGUUGUAGUGUAUAUUUUGAUGAGGUCCCUGGUUUGAGCAUUAGUCUGUACUGGCAUUUGUUUUUUAAUUCUGCUUCUAGUAAAUAAGGAUGAGAUUUCAUUAUAUUUCUGCUUUUUACAUAUAUUUAAGAUGUAUUUAUUAAACAUAGCUCCUUAAAUUUGUAAUUUCUUUAAAGCCUGUGAGAAUAGUAAAGGCAGUUAACAGUUUUGUAGGAUAAAAUAACAUUUGUGCAAUUGAUGUAACAAUAAGGAAAUUCAUUUCAUUUUUUUUUCAGGAACGAAAAAUGUUACUUUCAGUAGAAUAAGAAUUCAGACAAUGAAAAUAAGACCUACAUGUGUAAAUUAUUAUUUGACAGUUAGUGUAACAAUUUAGAUCAAAUUUUCGAAGAGAUUGUUGCUUGCUAUGGAAUAAAUGGAAUAUCACUGCAUUAUCACAUAAGCCCAGCACAAUUUUUGGCACAUCAGUAAUGUGCAGCAUUCAUAUUUAUACUAUAAUCGUUUAUGUCAAAGUGUAACAAGCUAUAUAUAAGUGUUAACUUUAUUAUUUUUCAUGAAAUCCAUGAAUGUUAUAAUUUAAAUUUUAGUCUUUGUUGAUUAAAUAGAUGGAACUACUCAUAACGUGUAAUAAAAAUUGCAUUUCCCCGCA
Carcharodon carcharias (great white shark) is the source of this 3880-nucleotide messenger RNA. RefSeq names its product STEAP family member 2, metalloreductase (gene steap2). Gene Ontology annotation, biological process: copper ion import. The record is from RefSeq and is a predicted model, not a curated record. Bases 1195 to 2664 code for a protein of 489 amino acids. Lineage: Eukaryota; Metazoa; Chordata; Chondrichthyes; Lamniformes; Lamnidae. The transcript has 8 exons. Gene Ontology annotation, molecular function: ferric-chelate reductase (NADPH) activity; cupric reductase (NADH) activity. Gene Ontology annotation, cellular component: endosome; plasma membrane.